AUGUCGCUCGGCUACGCCGACCGGCUCAAGGAGUAUCCCCACAAGGGCGUGUGCGGGCUCCCCGAGAAGCAGGACACCGAGCGUCAGCUCCAGCUCUCGCUCCGCACGCUCGUCGACCUCGUCUCGUCGGCGGAGCACCUCGUCGUGCUGACGGGCGCCGGCAUCUCGACCGCCGCGGGCAUCCCCGACUUUCGCGGCCCGGACGGGAUCUGGACGACGCAGAACGCGCUCGAGCGCGCCGCCGCCGGCAAACCCAAGGCGGGCGCCAAGCGCAAGCGCAAGCCAAAGGCGGGCGCGGCAGCGGGCAGCGGUGCGGCAGAGGGCGGAGCGGCUGCGCCGCCCGCCGAGACGCGCUCGGGCGCGAUCGACUUUGCGUCCGCGUCGCCGACGCUGACCCACCACGCGCUCGCCGAGCUUGCGCGGCUCGGCAAGCUCAAGUACGUCGUCACGCAGAACGUCGACGCGCUGCACCAGCGCUCUGGCCUGCCACGGAGCAAGCUGGCGGUGCUGCACGGGUGCAUCUUCGAGGAGAGGUGCGAGGCGUGCGGCGCCCUGUACCUCCGCGAGACCGACGUGGGGACCAUCUCCUUCCAGCCCACCGGCCGCUACUGCACCAGAGUCGGAGAGGCGGCGGGUUCUGCCGCGUGCGGCGGCGUGCUGCGCGACACGCUGCUCGACUGGGAGGACCCGUUGCCAGAGGCGGAGCUCACUGAGGCGGAGAGGCAUUGCGAGCGAGCGGACCUGAUCCUCGCGCUUGGCACCUCGCUCCGGAUUGAGCCGGCGGGAUCGCUGCCGUGUCGGCACCGGCGCGGCGGCGGGUAUGUGAUAGUCAACCUGCAGCGAACGCCAAAGGACUCCAAGGCGAAGCUGAUCGUGCGCGCGCCCGUGGACCGCGUGAUGGCCGCCCUAAUGCGCGAGGUCAUGGGGCUCGAGCUCGAAAGGGGUGCCGCUGGAGCGAGGUGGGUCGCCACCGGCACCGGCGGCGCGGCCACCGGCGGCGCGAUGCCGGAGGCGUCCUCCCUCACCGCCGGAGCCGGUGGCGCGCCAGCCUCUGCUCCGGUGGCUGAGGGAUGA
Molecule: messenger RNA, 1074 nt
Organism: Emiliania huxleyi CCMP1516
Lineage: Eukaryota; Haptophyta; Isochrysidales; Noelaerhabdaceae
Exons: 1
Coding region: 1-1074 (357 amino acids)
Molecular function (GO): NAD+ binding
Source: RefSeq, a predicted model, not a curated record